AUUCACUGACUCAUAAAUGUCCCAUAAAAACAGGCGCAGUGUGCAUCUUCUUUACUUUUUGGUUCUGUUUCACGAGAUUAAACCUGUCAAAAUGCCGAUGUGCGGAGGGCUAACCGAGCUGAAGCAGGCUGACGAAAAGGUUCAGUUGAUCUGUGAUCAAAUGAAACCUCACGCAGAGCAGAAAACUGGGAGGAACUUUGGCGUUUUCACUGCGGAGAGCUACAAAACACAACUCGUAGCUGGAACCAACUACUUCAUUAAGGUCCGUGUGGGAGGAGCUGAAUGUCUUCACCUCCGUGUUUAUGAGAAACUCCCGUGUUACGGAGGAGAGCUCGAGCUGACUAGUCUGCAGCACUCCAAGAGUCACAAUGAUGAUAUUGAGUACUUCUAAUGGGAGGAUGAACCAAAGCAUCAGUGCCUACAGCCUGAAGUCUUAUUGAACCUGCUUUUUUUUAAUUUUUAUUAUUAUUAAAUAAAAAACAUGAUUAUGUGCA
Archocentrus centrarchus (flier cichlid) is the source of this 494-nucleotide messenger RNA. RefSeq names its product cystatin-B-like. The coding region runs from base 17 to 391 and encodes 124 amino acids. The transcript has 3 exons. The record is from RefSeq and is a predicted model, not a curated record. Lineage: Eukaryota; Metazoa; Chordata; Actinopteri; Cichliformes; Cichlidae. Gene Ontology annotation, cellular component: cytosol. Gene Ontology annotation, molecular function: cysteine-type endopeptidase inhibitor activity.